AUGAAGACGUUGCUCUCUAGUGGUCUUUGUGAAAGAAACGCACAGGUUAAAUUGUGUGGAAUGAGAAACAGCAGACCGCUCGCCACCAUCAUGUCAGCAGAAGUCAGAGAGCCGGAUCCUCCGCAGCUUGUUAACCCUCCACCUCCUGAGGUGAUCAAUCCGAACAAGCCGGGCAGGAAGACCAACCAGCUCCAGUACAUGCAGAAAGUGGUGAUUAAGUCCCUGUGGCGGCACCAGUUCGCUUGGCCUUUUUACCAGCCCGUGGAUGCGGUCAGUCUUGGACUAUCCGACUAUCAUAAGAUAAUUACAACCCCAAUGGACAUGGGUACCAUCAAGAAACGGCUAGAGAACAACUACUACUGGAGUGCGAGCGAAUGCAUGCAGGACUUCAACACCAUGUUCACCAACUGUUACAUAUACAACAAGCCUACCGAUGACAUUGUGCUGAUGGCUCUUGCUGUGGAGAAGAUUUUCUUGCAAAAAGUCGCUCAAAUGCCUCAAAGGGAAGUGGAACUGAUUCCCCUUGCAGCUAGAGGAAGAGGGCGAAAAAACAGCUCUUCAGAAGACAGGAUGAAACACAAAGGCCCCGGCCGGGUCAGCGCUGCCUCAGAGAGCGCCUCCCCAGAACCAGAAAAUGGACAGGAGGGUCUGGGCGACCAGCUGAAAUACUGCAGCGACAUCCUAAAGGAAAUGCUGUCCAAAAAACACGCGGCCUACGCCUGGCCCUUCUACACGCCGGUCGACGCCGAAGUCCUGGGGCUGCACGACUACCAUGACAUCAUCAAGUACCCCAUGGACCUCGGCACUGUUAAAAGAAAGAUGGAGGGAGGCGAAUACCUGGACGCUCAGCAGUUUGCUGCCGACGUGCGGUUGAUUUUCUCCAACUGCUACAAAUACAACCCCUCCCAUCAUAGUGUUGUCGGUAUGGCCAGAAAACUUCAGGGCGUGUUUGAGCAAAAGUUUGCGAAGAUGCCCGACGAGCGCGUGGAGCUAACGGCACCGGCUGCUUUCCGACCUGCAAAGAGCGCUGCUCUCUGUGGGCUGAAUGGCAACAGUUCAUCCGGUCCGGACCAGUCAGAGUUGGCAGAGGGGCGUGCCACCGGACACACUGAGGCACAAGAUAACAUUAAAACUGAGCAGGAGCACCUCGCCGCCCUCUCUGAAGCCCCGGUGAAUAAACCAUUCACCGGAAAAGAGAAAGACAACAAAGAGCCCGGCAGGCAGAGUAGAGAAACUACCGGUUCCAAAAGUGUUCCAAACCCCAGCUGCAGGCCAUCGUGGAAAGGUGGCAAUGACUUGGAUUCAGAGGACGAGUCUUUGCCUAUGACAUAUGAGGAAAAGCACCAGCUGAGCCUGGACAUUAACCGGCUCCCCGGCACAAAGCUGGGCCGCGUGGUGCACAUCAUCCAGAAACGGGAGCCCAACACGUGCAGCGGCAACCCAGACGAGAUCGAGAUUGACUUUGAGAUCCUGAAGCCGUCCACUCUGCGUGAACUGGAGCAGUAUGUCAAGUCUUGUCUGUACAAGAGGUUCAAGAAAUUUCAAAAGAGGAGCAGUCGGACUGCGUCUCAGCACGUCAGCAGCAGCAGCAGCUCUUCAGAAUUAGCCAGCAGCAGCUCCACUUACUCCAGCUCAGAAGACGGUGACUCCUGAUCACUGCGGAUUUCUAUUUAUUUCCUCAUUUGUGACCAAAGUAUGUAUCUUCAAAGAUGUUAAACAUGUAAACAUAUUUUUCUAUCUGUAAAAUUUUUAUGUUCUGUACAUUUAAAAAUAAAACCCAACCUUU
This is a messenger RNA of Menidia menidia (Atlantic silverside), 1786 nucleotides long. Lineage: Eukaryota; Metazoa; Chordata; Actinopteri; Atheriniformes; Atherinopsidae. The record is from the annotation of a GenBank genome assembly.